UAUCUCCUUUCUCAUAGGCAUUCGUUCUCAGAAAGCUUAAUAAUUUUCUAAACGUGUCAACAUGAGCAAUGAAACAAGCCAACUUCACGUCUUCUUCUUCCCAUUCAUGGCUCAUGGCCACAUGAUACCAGCCGUAGAUAUGGCCAAACUAUUUGCUUCUCGAGGCUGCAAAGCGACAGUUAUCUUAACACCUGCCAAUGCUCUCUUCUUCACCCAAGAAAUUGAAAGAAGCAGAAAUCUGGGUUUAGAAAUUGAAAUUGUUCUUCUUAAAUUUCCUGUUCUCGAUUUCGAAUUGCCUGAAGGAUGUGAAAAUGUUCACAUGCUUACAUCAGACGAUAUGGUGGAGAAGUUUUUUAAGGCCACUACCAUGCUUGAACAACCACUUGAGGAGCUCAUAAAGGAACACCGCCCCAAUUGCCUCGUUGCCGACAUUACGUUCUCAUGGGCCACAGAAGUGGCAGCCAGAUUUGGGAUUCCCAGGCUUGUAUUCCAUGGAGUCAGUUUCUUCGCUUUGUGCACUUCAAUAUGUUUGAUGGAGCACGAACCUUACAAGAAGGUAUCAUCUGACUCCGAGCCUUUUGUCGUUCCUAAUUUACCACAUGAGAUCAAACUCACCAGGGAUCAACUUCCUCCUUAUAUAAAACAAGAAUCAGAGUUGGCUACUCUUGCUAGACAAUUUACUGAAUCGGAGGAGACAAGCUAUGGGGUUAUUGUCAACAGCUACUAUGAACUUGAGCCGGAUUAUGCCGAUUACUACAGAAGGGUCCUUGGAAGGAGGGCUUGGCAUAUUGGCCCAUUUUAUCUUCUCAAUAAAGAUAAAGAAGACAAGGCACAGAGAGGACCGAAAUCCUCCAUUGACGAGCGUGAGUGUCUAAACUGGCUCAACUCAAAGAAGCCCAAUUCAGUUGUUUAUGUAACUUUUGGAAGCAACGUAAACUUUAAUGAUACACAGUUGAUGGAGAUUGCGAUGGCUCUUGAGGCUUGGGGGAAGCAUUUUAUUUGGACGGUGAGGAAAGAAAAGCUGCAAGAAGGAAAAGAAGAAUGGCUACCUGAAGGAUUUGAGAAGCGAAUGGAAGGAAAGGGACUUGUAAUAAGAGGUUGGGCACCCCAAGUGCUGAUUCUUGAACAUGAAGCUGUUGGUGGAUUUGUGACUCAUUGCGGUUGGAAUUCAACAUUGGAAGGAGUUUGUGCAGGGUUGCCGCUGGUGACAUGGCCUGUGUCGGCCGAGCAGUUUUACAAUGAGAAGCUUGUUACCGAAAUCUUAAGAAUUGGGGUUGGCGUUGGUGCUAAAAAAUGGGCUAGAUUUGUGGGGGAUAGUGUUAAGAGUGAAGCCAUAGAGAAGGCUGUGAAUAGGAUUAUGGAAGGAGAAGAAGCGCAGGAAAUGAGAAGCAGAGCCAGGGCGCUUGCGAAAACGGCAAGAAAGGCUUUUGAAGAAGGCGGAUCUUCUUACUCCAAUUUGAAUGACUUGAUUGAAGAACUGAGGCUGCAUAGAUCUGCUUGA
Messenger RNA from Morus notabilis, 1501 nucleotides. RefSeq names its product scopoletin glucosyltransferase. The record is from RefSeq and is a predicted model, not a curated record. The transcript has a single exon. Gene Ontology annotation, molecular function: UDP-glycosyltransferase activity. The coding region runs from base 62 to 1501 and encodes 479 amino acids. Lineage: Eukaryota; Viridiplantae; Streptophyta; Magnoliopsida; Rosales; Moraceae.